AUGACACCCCCAGACGAAGCGCCACAGUCUCGUGGCCGAAGACGGUCGCACCACGCCUGCUUCACCUGCCGACUCGAUGUCCCGGAGAGAGGCCGGUCUGCUCCAGCUGCUCUCGGCUCAGCCAACCUUGCUCCUACCCACCAGCAGCAAAAGCAAAGAAUGAACGAUCCAUUGGCCAGCCUGGAAGAAAAGCUGGAUCUCCUUCUCAACGGCGGCUUGUACAUGAGACGACUUGACACCAUUGUGAACGCGGGGACGACCAACCAUCCCUCCUCCUCCUCCUCCUCCCACCCUUCAGAUACUGCCUCUGCGCCCCUCGAGGACAUUCCCGACGUCUCAGACAAAUCCUGCUCGGCCACCCCUCCCGCUCCCGAGUCCGGCAAGGCCCCCAGCCUUUAUUCACACCCUUCCACCGUACUCUUCGACUCGGAGGACUCGACGUUACUCCCUGGUAGGUCCGAUAUCCAGGAUGGCAUCGGCCUCUACUUCAAGUUUUGCCACCGCCAGCCCAUCUGGUGCUUUGAUCGUGACCAGGUCAGCAACUAUGAAGCCAUACCCGAGGAGCUAGCAUGCAGCAUACUCGCCUUGACCUCUCGCUUCUCCGAGAAGCGCGUGCAGCUGCAGCUGUACGGCGAGACGGCAAAGACGCUCAUAAUGCUCCGCGUCGCCAAUGGUUCCGUCGAGCUCACCACCAUCGAGAGCCUGUGUUUGCUUUCCUACUCCUCAUUCAUUGAUGGCAACUUUCACCUGGGUCAGUUUCAUCUCGGUCUCGCCUUCCAACUCUGCCGGUCAGCCAUGUUGGACCUGGACCUCGUCUACGCCUUGGAAGACCGGACUACGGAGCGCAAGAAGAGGCUCUUCUGGAGCCUCCAACUGCUCGAGCAUUUCUAUGGCCGCCAGACGGGGCUCCUAAGCAGCCCCAGCAAGAUUUGGUGGUCGACUGAUGCUGGCAACAUUGAGAUUGACCCCACGGCCCCGCCGCUCCCCCGUGAUGAACUCGGAACCUCGGACCCCAGUGAGCCGGGAAUCUGGAACACAGGAGCACAUCUUGCCUGGGUCUGGAGCCAGGUCCGAAAGUACGUCUCCAACUGCGCCCGCAAUAUCCUCAAGGAGCCCUGGCGUCACGACUCCAUGUACGCCAAGGUGGUGUCCGACUUUAUGGAGACGGAGAACAGUAUACCUAUAUGCCAUCGCUAUGACUCGGCCAAGUUCUACAAACGUAAUGUCGAGGAGAUUAAGAUGCACCGCGACUACUGGGCCCCCUGGCUCAAGGAACAGUUCACCUACCAUGCCAUCCCCACCGUUCUCAACCACCCGUUCCUCUACAUCAUCGGUGCCCAGCACAAUCCGAACCUGGCCAUCCCAAACACCUUUUGGCGGCGCUCCUCAGAGCUCGCCCUGCUGCACGCCACCUGGAUUGUCCGCAUGAUAGACAUGGUGGUCGACAAGCAUAUUCCCCUGGCCGACCCCUUUUUCGGUCAUGUUGCUGCCAUUGCCGCAACGGUCCAUCUGUAUUACUGCUGCGCUGCGUCCCCCAGGCUCAAGCAUAAGUCUAACACGGACUUUGCAAAGUGCAGGAGGUUUCUCAAGGGAUUUUUGUUCCACUCCGCAGGCUGUGCACAACUGGACCGCAAUCUUGACAAGAUGACGCAGAUGGCCGCCGGUCCGGAAAGCAUGGACGUAGAGGACUGGAUGCCCUCCAAAAUCUACCUGAGCGUGCCCCUGAUGUGGGAGAUCCUACAGUUCAACUCGACCGAGCAGCCGCAAGAGAGCCCAACGGGCGGUCUCUUAGAUUCAUCUCUGGUACCUCCACGUAGACGGCAGGAACCCGACGAGGACUCGACCAUUGAGAUCAUUGUCGCCACGUCCCCCGAGAUCUCCAUCAACACGGCUGACGGCGGUCAGGAGGCACCUACCAUGUCGUCUUCUUCGUACAAGGGCAGGGCGCCACAACCGCCACCACCACCGCAGUCUUCCUCGACAUCGUCGUCGUGGAAUGCGGCCCGAAACGCCAGGUACAUUGCCGACCAGGCGGAUAACCUCAGUCUCAACUUUACACCGUGGCUGUACGCAGACUCUCUCCAACUAGCCAACCUGGCAGAUGCGAGCUACGAUCAGUCCCAGUCGCAUGCUAUGGGAGAGAACAGAAGCAUGGCAUGGUGGGAGGGGGGUAAUUUCAGCAACAUAAUGUUUAGUCAACUCUGA
Molecule: messenger RNA, 2205 nt
Organism: Geosmithia morbida
Lineage: Eukaryota; Fungi; Ascomycota; Sordariomycetes; Hypocreales; Bionectriaceae
Product: Fungal specific transcription factor domain
Exons: 6
Coding region: 1-2205 (734 amino acids)
Biological process (GO): DNA-templated transcription
Cellular component (GO): nucleus
Molecular function (GO): zinc ion binding; DNA binding
Source: RefSeq, a predicted model, not a curated record